AUGGCCCCCGUCCCCGCACUCGCCGGCAUUCUGCUCGCCCUCGUUGCGAUGGCUGUCGCCGUCCACCCGCACGCGCCCGCGCCCGCGCCAGCCCCCUCGCCGGAGGAGUCCGAGUCAACGUCGCCGUCGAAAGCACGGGCCGGGGAACCCAAUGCGGCACCCGCCGGAGCACCUGAUGAUGGCUGGGAGAGGGAGAGUCCGUGGAUGUCCCCCGCCGAGGCCCCGGCGCCCCACGGCGGCGACGAAAACGAAGGGCCCGCUGCUUCCCCGGAGGAAGACGAAGGCGCGCCCGCCAUGGCACCAGGCUUCGACGCUAACGGCCCUGCCGCCGCUUCGCCGGAUGAAGAAGAAGAAGCGCCCACGAUGGCGCCGCACAUUUCUCCCUUCGGGAGCGAGUCGCCGGAGGAAGCGCCCACGAUGGCGCCGGACAUCUCUCCCUUCGCGAGCGAGUCGCCGGAGGAAGGGCCCACGAUGGCACCGGACCUCUCUCCGAGCGAGUCGCCGGAGGAAGGCCCCGCGGGCGCCCCAGAAGAAUACGAGGACUCCCAUAUCGCCGCUCCCCCGCUGGACGAGGACGCGCCCACCAUGGCGCCGGCCUUCGCUCCCUUCGGGCCCAGCCCCAGCGAGUCGCCGGAGGAGUCGUCUGAGGCCCCAGCCGGCGCCCCGGAGGCGGAGGCCGAGGCCGAGAGCCCGUCCCCCGAGACAGCCGUCGCCCCGUCCUCCGAAGACUACGGCGUGUUAGAAGAGGAGGUGGUAGUACUCUCGCCUGACGGGCAGUCGGCCGCGGUGAGCACCAGCCCGGAAACCGAGGAAAGCCCGGCCAAGGCGACUACCCCCGCGGCCGCGGAGGCUCCAGGCCCCUCAUCCGACGGCGACGGCGAGGACGACAGCGGCGCGAGCGAGGGCGCCACGCGUCGCAGCCUCGUGGCUGCCGUCAUCGUCGCGGCCAUGUCCGCCGUCGCUGCUUUCUGA
Messenger RNA from Sorghum bicolor (sorghum), 972 nucleotides. RefSeq names its product skin secretory protein xP2. The coding region runs from base 1 to 972 and encodes 323 amino acids. The record is from RefSeq and is a predicted model, not a curated record. The transcript has a single exon. NCBI's taxonomy places the organism in Eukaryota, Viridiplantae, Streptophyta, Magnoliopsida, Poales, Poaceae.